Messenger RNA from Arctia plantaginis, 1044 nucleotides. The record is from the annotation of a GenBank genome assembly. NCBI's taxonomy places the organism in Eukaryota, Metazoa, Arthropoda, Insecta, Lepidoptera, Erebidae.
AUGGAUAUCUUAAAGGCAGAAAUCGCAAGGAAACGUAAGCUCCUUGAAGAAAAGAACAUAAUUGAUCCUACUAAAAGUAGGAAAUAUUUUAAAAGAGGAGAUCUCUUAGCUAAAGAACAAGAAGAGUAUUUUAAAAAGUAUGGUUCUCAGAAACAGGAAGCAGAAGAAAUCGAAGAAAAAGAUAGACAAACAAAAGCUGACAAACAGGAAAACAAUGAAACAGAACAGACUGAAACAGUGUUAUUACCAAGGACAGAAGUUAUUAAAAGGUUGAGAGAGCGAGGACAUCCAAUAUGGUUAUUUGGUGAAAGUGAAGCCCAGUCCUUUAAGAGAUUGAGAAGGAUUGAAAUUCAAGAACCAGAAGCAAAUAGGGGCCUACGAAAUGAUUUCCAAGAAGCUAUGGAAAAAGUAGAUGAAGCAUAUUUAAAUGAAAUAUUAGCAUUAGGAACACAGGGGGACACUGAGCAGCAACUCAAAGAGAUAGCAUUAGAUGACUCUGUAACAUAUGAUGCAAUAUUGGAGAUGGCUAAAACAUUGGGACAAGGAAAUAAAAAUCACGAUAUGAAUGUGAUAUUGACGUUAUUACAAUUUCUUUUAAAACUUUGGGGACAACAACUCAACUCGGCAACGGCAGCAGAAAAAACGGCAGUCAAACAUAAAAUGGCUAGAGCCACUUUUACACAAACUCAAGUGUACUUAAAACCUCUAGUCCGGAAGCUAAAAAAGAAAAACCUACCUGAUGAUAUAUGUGAAAGUUUAUGUGAAAUUACUAAACAUUUACUAGAUAGAAAUUAUAUAAUGGCAAGUGACUCAUAUUUACAGAUGGCAAUAGGCAAUGCUCCAUGGCCUAUUGGUGUCACUAUGGUGGGCAUUCAUGCUCGAACAGGUCGAGAGAAGAUUUUUUCCAAAAAUGUCGCCCACGUCAUGAACGACGAAACGCAAAGAAAAUAUAUCCAGGCCUUGAAGAGGCUUAUGACUAAGUGUCAAGAAUAUUUCCCAACCGAUCCCUCUCGAUGUGUCGAGUAUACUGCGACUGUAAAUUAA